AUGCCCUCAUUGGCUUAUUUUUUGAAUAGAACCAAAGAACUGUGUGGAACUAUACAAUCCCUUGAGUUUCGAGCACCAGGGAUUUUCACAAAUUCAUUUAUUGCUGAACCAUCUAUUACUACACUUUUAAAAGAUGCAGAAGAAUAUGAACUGUCCUUGUAUAAAAUAAAGAAGCCUAUAUUCUCUAGUACUAGUGAUUCUCCACCAGAUGCUACUGAACUUCAAUUAGAAUCAAAACCUGAAAGAGUGGAUGGGAAAUCUGUAUAUGUAGAUCAUAGCUUCAGUGAAUUCACGAAUCAUGAUAAGAAGCGUAAACGUACAGCUGUAAGCAUCCCAGACAUAAUCAAACCCCACACAAUUGAAAACAAUGAAAAAUCUUCACCUUCCAAGCUACUUGCAGCUUCUACUUUAACGAAUAAUAUUGAUGAAAUAUGUGGAACUGCUCUUGAUUUGAUAAGAAAAUAUCCAAACUUGGUGAAAGAAGAUGAAGAGGCUAAUCUUUUAGCAUAUCGAGAUAAGUAUGGAACUUUGGUAGAUGAGAUAAGUCAAUUAGAAACGCUAGUUACAGAACAACGUGACCAAUUAGCAAUGUAUAACGUGACAUUAAAUGAUGCAACUCUUACAAGUUCGCCGCUGAAGCAAAGACAACUGACUAUAGAACAUAAUUAUGAAGAAAGUGAAAUUGAAAUCGAUGAGUUAAUACGACAAGAAGAACAAGAAAUAGAAGAGCUUGAAGCUCAACUCAAUAAUCGUCAAUAG
This is a messenger RNA of [Candida] anglica, 759 nucleotides long. The record is from the annotation of a GenBank genome assembly. NCBI's taxonomy places the organism in Eukaryota, Fungi, Ascomycota, Pichiomycetes, Serinales, Debaryomycetaceae.